UAGCAUCCCUAAACUUAACCUCAUUGUGUUAUUGUUGAGAUUUGAGGUUAUUUUGUGUUUAUAAUUCUUCUAAAAUCUUCGACUAACAUAAAUAAUACUCUCAAUACAGAAAAAUGGGAAAACAAAAGAAAACUAGAAAAAUUGUUGAAAGGAAAUUUGCUAAAAUGAAGAAAAUGAUAAGUCUUAGUGAUAACAGAAUCAAACCUACUGAUAGAGUUGAACCCAAGAAGAAAAAGAUAGAUCCACACGAGCUAAAAAUCCGUGAAGCGCCACAAACAAGUUCUGCUUUAUUCUUUCAAUAUAACACGCAGCUUGGUCCGCCUUACCACGUUCUGAUCGAUACUAAUUUCAUAAACUUCUCUAUUAAAAAUAAAUUAGAUAUAGUACAGAGUAUGAUGGACUGUCUGUAUGCUAAAUGCAUACCAUAUAUAACAGAUUGUGUAUUAGCAGAGUUGGAGAAACUUGGCCGAAAAUACCGCGUAGCGUUAAGGAUAAUUAAAGACCCACGGUUCGAAAGAAUCACUUGUUUACAUAAAGGAACAUAUGCUGAUGAUUGUAUUGUGCAAAGGGUAACUCAACACAAGUGUUACAUUGUAGCAACAAAUGACAAAGAUUUGAAACGUAGAAUAAGAAAAAUACCAGGUGUACCUAUUAUGUAUGUUGCUGAACACAAAUAUACGAUUGAGAGGAUGCCAGAUGCAUACGGAGCACCAAAAGGGGCUAUUUAGUAUAAGUUAAAAUAAAUGUAAUUUAAGGAA
Messenger RNA from Spodoptera litura, 758 nucleotides. It is a transcript of the gene Bka, whose product is annotated as FCF1 rRNA-processing protein Bka. Lineage: Eukaryota; Metazoa; Arthropoda; Insecta; Lepidoptera; Noctuidae. Gene Ontology annotation, cellular component: small-subunit processome. The record is from RefSeq and is a predicted model, not a curated record.